AUGAAUUAAGUUGAACCUUUUGGAAUUAAAGUAAUACCUAUAAAAUGGGUUUUAAAAUUCGACCCACCUAUAAUUGGACUUGUAUAUAAACAACAUUAGAAAGAGAAGAAAAAACAUCUUUAUCAAAUAUCAUUGAACAAUUUGAUUUUUCUAACAAAUCCAGAAGAUAUUGUGAAUUAAAUAAUCUAUGAACAUCCUGUUUAUUUAAAUAGGAAGUUUAUUAAAUAUGAGCAAGUAUUCGGAUUAAUUGUUAUAAACUUAGUUGAUUGGAUUAGUACGUAAAUUGUUGGAUUACAAAAGUAGGAAACUUUAAGAAAUGGUUGAAUUUAUGGAAGAUCAAUUAGUUGAAUAUGAUGAUGCUGAUUCAGAACAAGAAGAAAAAUAUGCAUCCAAUCAGAACUACUCUUUUUGA
Molecule: messenger RNA, 412 nt
Organism: Paramecium sonneborni
Lineage: Eukaryota; Ciliophora; Oligohymenophorea; Peniculida; Parameciidae
Source: the annotation of a GenBank genome assembly